Molecule: messenger RNA, 2405 nt
Organism: Nicotiana attenuata
Lineage: Eukaryota; Viridiplantae; Streptophyta; Magnoliopsida; Solanales; Solanaceae
Exons: 10
Coding region: 145-1953 (602 amino acids)
Source: RefSeq, a predicted model, not a curated record
ACAUGCGUAUAGUGAGAGAUAACAGCAAAUACGUUACCGGGAAUAUUACAAUGUCGUUAUCGUUCGACGGAGAUUCCAAGCUGAUUAUUUAAUGCCGGCGCCGGAGUUGCUGAAUUACCGGCGAUUGUUCUUGCUUGUAACGAAAUGAAAAACAGAAAGCAACGCCAUGAGACGGCGGCGGUGUUUAUCGGACUUCCGAUCAUUUUACUAUUCCGUCGACGCCGUCGCAUUUAUCACCUCCUCCCUUUUCUCUCAGCUUUAUCCGGCGCUUUUCUUCUUUUAUUUACGUUUCUCUCUUAUCUCUCACCUCCUAUUAAUAGCCGCCAUCUUCACUUUAUCAGCCGCAGCUCGUUUAAUAACGGAACGGAGUUUCGAAAGAAACUACUAGAAGAACAAGUGUUUCGGGUUCCGAUGGGUGGAGGGAGCUUAAGCAGCCGAGACCUGUGGAAUUCGAAGAAAUCGAAUUUCUACCAUGGUUGCAGUGUUGCCACUGACCAGUUUUCAACUGCUGAGGUGAAUACACUUCCUAAUAGGUACUUAUUGAUAGCAACAAGUGGAGGCUUGAAUCAACAGAGAACAGGGAUUAUUGAUGCUGUUGUCGCAGCUCAUAUCUUGAAUGCCAUCCUUGUAAUUCCAAAGCUGGACCAAGAAUCUUAUUGGAAUGAUUCAAGUGACUUCUCCGAAAUUUUUGAUGUCAACUGGUUUAUUUCAUACCUCUCAAAAGAUGUCAAAAUUAUUAAGGAUCUCCCAAGAAUGGGAAAUAAACUCAUUAAACCGCACACAACACGUGUUCCAAGGAAGUGCAACGCUAAGUGUUAUCAGACUCGUAUCCAGCCCAUUUUAAUUAAAAAACAUGCUGUUCAGUUAACAAAAUUUGAUUACAGACUCUCCAAUCGUUUGGAUACAGAGCUACAGAAGCUGAGAUGUAGAGUCAACUAUCAUGCAUUGAAGUUUACUGAUCCCAUAAUUGAAAUGGGAAGAAAAUUGGUUGAAAGGAUAAGAAAGAACAGCAAGCAUUUCCUUGCGCUACAUCUAAGGUUUGAAUCAGAUAUGCUAGCAUUCUCAGGAUGCUAUUAUGGUGGAGGAGAAAAGGAAAGGCUAGAACUGGGUAAAAUACGAAAGAGGUGGAAGACAUUACAUUCAAGAAAUCCAGAUAAAGAAAGAAGGAAUGGAAAAUGUCCUCUAACUCCUGAGGAAGUCGGCCUUAUGCUUAGAGCACUUGGUUUUGGUAAUGAUGUUCAUAUUUAUAUCGCAUCAGGGGAAAUCUAUGGGGGUGAGGAGACAUUGGCUCCUCUUAAGGCUUUCUUUCCAAAUUUUUACACCAAAGAGACACUUGCCAGCAAGGAGGAGCUGGCACCGUUCUCUUCCUUUUCUUCCAGAAUGGCUGCUUUGGAUUUCAUUGUUUGCGAUGAGAGUGAUGUUUUUGUAUCAAAUAACAAUGGCAAUAUGGCAAGAAUGCUUGCUGGACGAAGGAGAUAUUUUGGUCACAAGCCAACUAUCCGUCCAAAUGCUAAGAAGCUAUAUAAGUUGUUUAUGGAUCGAAAUAACAUGACGUGGGAAGAGUUUGCCUCACAUGUUCAAAAUUAUCAAAUAGGUUUCAUGGGAGAUCCAAUGGAGGUAAAACAAGGGAGGGGCGAGUUUCAUGAAAAUCCAUCAGCUUGCAUUUGUGAAGAGUCCAAUGACAAGCCGAAAGAAGAUAUAAAUAUUCCUGGAAAUCAUGCAAUGAAUUUUGAAAAGGGCACUGAUUCUGCUGAUGAUGGUGCUUGGCGAUCUUUUGGUGAAGUGACUGAUGGUCAGAUUAGUGAAGACGAGCAUGAUUGGUUUGAUACAGACUAUAUGGAAAAUGAAGUUGGAAUUCAAAGAAGAGUAUUUCCUAAACACAUGGAGGCAGACUCUAGCCAACUUUUCUUUAGCACAGAACCACCAGAAUUGGAAGAGAUAUUCUCAGAUUAAAAAGUAGUUGCAGCUUGCAUUGAGAAGAAUUGUGGCACGAACGAGUUCUGUCUUGUGACGAACUUUUAGAAAUUCGCUCAUUGUGACUGUUGGCUUCAAUUGAUUGAUACAAACAUAAUAUCUAGGGGUAGAAAAUUUGUACAUAAGGCCAGCUGAAGAUCAUCGAUAUCUUGUUUCUCCGUUUAUGCUAGUCAAGGUGCAGUAUUAAGGGCAGGAGGUUCGCGUUACGCUUGUACAGCACAUGUUGGAGGACUAAUACUGUACAGAUUUAUUCUUGGAUAGACUGAAGUGGGUGGAUCAUUGAAUAUGGAAAGAAAUGCUUUGAGGUUUGUUCUGUUGGCGUAUUCUGUUUUAGAUUCAUUUUUACUUCUGUUUUCUUUAAAAUGGAAGGAGGAAACAAAUGAAUUGUAUAGUGCAACUCCAGAAGAGUGUAUUCUUGUUUACCCUGGAAU